CAUACAAGAAUGCCCCCACAUUACACACACAGAGAGGUUGAAUUAUAAAAAAAGCAGGCUUUGUGGCACUGUAAACUCAAAUUCAAGAGAGGUUUCACAAGAAGCAUGCCAGCAACUUCGCAUCCCAGAACUUGAAGAUGGCACAAAACCCAUCAUUUCUGCAGAAGAAGGUCAUAAUACAGAAUAAGUAUGGCUAUAAACUAGUGGGCAUCUUACAUGAAUCUGGAACUGAAGAGAUUGUUCUCCUAUGCCAUGGGGGUCGAGCUUCGAAGGAAAACUUUAUCAUGACAAAUCUUGCAGCUGCUCUAGAGAAUGCAGGAAUCAGUUCUUUCCGGUUUGACUUCACUGGAAAUGGGGAAAGUGAAGGUUCAUUUGAGAUUGGUGGUUUCUGGAGGGAAGCUGAUGAUUUACAUGCUGUAGCCCAACAUUUUCUCAAAGCAAACCGGACAGUUAUUGCUAUUGUUGGCCACAGUAAAGGAGCUAAUGCAGCCAUUCUUUAUGCAUCAAAAUAUAAUGAUGUUAAAACAAUUGUGAACCUCUCUGGUACUCAUGAUUUGAAGGUAGGCCUUUUAAGUCGUUAUGGAAAAGAAUUUCUGGAAAGAAUCAGGAAGGAAGGUUUCAUUGAGUUGGAGGCAGCACCAGGAGGCAUCAAUUAUCGUAUAACUGAGGAAAGUUUGAAGGAUCGGUUAAGUAUAAGUAUGCUUGAAGAAUGUCUGCAUAUUGAUAAAGAAUGCAGGUUCUUUACAGUUCAUGGUAGUGCAGACAUCCAAAUCCCAGCUUUGGCUGCAGUUGAGUUUGACAAGAUCCUUCCUAAUCACAAGUUUCAUAUCAUAGAGGGAGCUGAUCAUGUAUAUAGUGAUCACCAAGAUGAAUUAGCCUCAGUUGUUGUGAACUUCAUAAACGAAACCUUGAACAAGGAUAAGGGUGCUUCUAGCUAGAUGUUGCAGCGUUAAGCCAAUUCAAUCUGCCACUGAUGAGCAAAUUUUCUGCUAUGGAUGAACCUGCCUAUGAUGUUCCACAACACGUGUUGAACUUUUCUGGAUUGUACUUAUUGAAUUAGUGAAUCUCUCAUCAUGGUUAAAAUGAUGGAGAGUUAAAUUAUUUAUGACAGUGCAAACAGUUUUCUCAAGUUAAUACCACAUUUGAAGAAUGUUGGAACAAA
Messenger RNA from Vigna radiata var. radiata (mung bean), 1162 nucleotides. RefSeq lists its product as uncharacterized. Lineage: Eukaryota; Viridiplantae; Streptophyta; Magnoliopsida; Fabales; Fabaceae. The record is from RefSeq and is a predicted model, not a curated record. The transcript is spliced from 8 exons. The coding region runs from base 138 to 938 and encodes 266 amino acids.